Cannabis sativa is the source of this 2116-nucleotide messenger RNA. RefSeq names its product probable protein S-acyltransferase 7. Gene Ontology annotation, molecular function: protein-cysteine S-palmitoyltransferase activity. NCBI's taxonomy places the organism in Eukaryota, Viridiplantae, Streptophyta, Magnoliopsida, Rosales, Cannabaceae. Gene Ontology annotation, cellular component: endoplasmic reticulum; Golgi apparatus. The transcript has 5 exons. Gene Ontology annotation, biological process: peptidyl-L-cysteine S-palmitoylation; protein targeting to membrane. The coding region runs from base 404 to 1582 and encodes 392 amino acids. The record is from RefSeq and is a predicted model, not a curated record.
UACCAGUAAAACACAAAGCAGAACAACUCAAAACAACUAAAAAAUAUCAGUGAAAACAACUCUAUAUACUACAGUAUGAAACUUAUAAAAAAAUACAGUAAAAAAGUAAAAAAUACCGUCUGGCAGUAUUUUUGUAAAAAAAUAACAAAAAUUAGUAUACCAUCUAAAUUUCCCAAAAAAAAAAUCUCUCUAUAUGUUUUGGGCUUCAAAAUCGGUGGGCACUUUAGGCUCCAAAGCCAGAGGCCACAGCCCAUGAUGGAGUCCAGUUAGUAACCGCUUUUCCAUUUUCCCUUUGUUCGAUCAUUUGGCGCCAGAGUAACCGCUUUUACGGUCUUCCAAGGAAAAGAUUGAAAGAACAUAUGUUCUGGUACAUUACUAUAGGUUGUCAAGUUAAUCCAAUUUAAUGGCUUCUCCCAAUCCACAAUUUGUAGUAGAAAAAACCAAGAUGGAAAUUAAAGCAGAAUCAGUUGUUAUUCCCUAUUCACAACAUGAACAGUUUAAAUAUACCCCAAGCAGCAUUAAGAAGGACGAUAGAGAAGCCAACUCUCCUGAAAUUGAUCACCAACAACAUGUCAACACAAAAGGUCCAAAAAUUAUGAUUAAAUUGAGACAAGUGUUCUUUUCUAUUAAAAGGGUUUUUGAGGAUCAGUGUCUACAUUAUAACCGCGGAGAAAACUUGGAAACCACACGGAUCUACCAAGUUUGGCCAGGAAAAAAUGUGUUUUUCUUCCAUGGACGACUAGUGUGUGGCCCUGAUCCAAAAGGGUUGCUCCUAACAACAGUUUCCAUAAUUCUGUGUGGUUGGAUUUUUUGUGUUUAUAUUGGAGAAGAUCUACCAAAUCAUCGUUCCAAUCUCAUAAUCACAAUCUCAGAGAUACUAACUUUACUUGUUCUUGGGAAUUUGAUCCUAGUAAGUUCAAUUGAUCCUGGUAUUAUUCCCAGAAGCCAAGAAGAUCAAAUGGAAGAAGAAUUAAGUAGUAGUAGUAAUAGUAGAAGUGGAGUCAGAAAAAAGAAGAUUGUAGUAGUUAAUGGAGUGGAACUCAAACUUAAAUAUUGUCGCACUUGUAAGAUAUUUAGGCCACCAAGAAGUUGUCACUGUGUUGUGUGUGACAAUUGUGUCGAAAAAUUCGAUCAUCAUUGCCCUUGGAUUGGUCAGUGUAUUGCACUGAGAAAUUACAGAUUCUACCUAACAUUUAUAAUAUCAGCUUUGUCUUUCUUUAUCUAUGUAUUAUACUUUUCCUGCUGGAGAAUUCACCAAAAAGUUGUGAAAAAUGGGAGUAAUCUAUUUGGGUUGGUGAGGAUCUGCCCUGAAACUCUUGCUUUGGUCUUGUUUACCGUUGCUGCAAUCAUGUUCUUGACUGGUCUAGCCAUAUUUCACUUGUACCUUAUAUCAACAAACCAGACUGCUUAUGAGAAUUUUAGGCAGAGAUUUGUGGGUUCCAAGAGCCCAUAUGAUAAGGGAGUUUGUGGUAACAUUAAGGAGGUAUUGUUUGUGGGAAUGCCACCUUCUAAAGUUGACUUUCGAGCUGAAGCAACAUCAAGAUCAUGGCAUCCAACGGCUGCAGCUACUCAUGAAGUUUGAGAUUAAUUAUGAACCACACAAUUAUGAUGUAACAAAAAUAUAUUUAUAUAUUAUACUAUAAUUAUAACUAUAAUAUAGUAGUGUGUUGUAUGGUAGCAUGGUCGAUCGUGAUUGGAAAAAUUACUAUGCAAAGUGCUUGAAAAUAAAAUAUAAUGAUUUGUACUUGAGUGAUUAUUUUAUUAUAUCAAUCGACUGUCAAGCUUUUUGCAUCCAAAUAAUUUGAUUUCACCCAUGGCCGGCCAGAGGGUGGGGCAGCCGGGGCCUUGGCCCCAGGCCCCACAAUUUCGAAGGCCCCGAAAAAAUUAAAAUUAAUAUUAUAUAUAUAAAAAAAUAAAAAUAUAAUAUAUGUAUAUAUAAAUUUUGGUUCAAUAAUUACAUAAAAUGGCUUAUAGCACAGUUGGUAGUAGAGGGGUUUUAUGUUGAGGUGUGGGUGCCGAGUUCGAUUCCUACCUCCCUCACAUUUUAUUUGUUUUAAAUAUUCAAAGGUAUGGUUAAAAUUUGUAAAAGAUAUGUAUGUUUAUUUAUUUAUUUUUA